Molecule: messenger RNA, 2181 nt
Organism: Hansenula anomala
Lineage: Eukaryota; Fungi; Ascomycota; Saccharomycetes; Phaffomycetales; Wickerhamomycetaceae
Gene: ECM27
Product: Ecm27p
Exons: 1
Coding region: 1-2181 (726 amino acids)
Biological process (GO): monoatomic cation transport; intracellular calcium ion homeostasis; transmembrane transport
Cellular component (GO): membrane
Molecular function (GO): monoatomic cation transmembrane transporter activity
Source: RefSeq, a predicted model, not a curated record
AUGAAAUCACUCAGGACAAUAUCAACACUCACAAUCUUGACGCUCAGCUUGGUGGUGGUGGCUGUUACUGCUAAGAACGUUGUGAAUCUUGAUGAUACGUUGUCAAGUACAAAACAAAUAAACGCCAAUAAUAUAACAUCAUUACAUUCCCAUAACACCUCUCAUGAAUGUCAUGAAAUCCAUACCAUACCCAAAGAUCAACAGUGUCAAUUCAUAAACACAUACUGUGGUGAUUAUAAAAUUGGUCUCAUUAAUUAUGUCUCGUUAUAUUACUGUCAUGGUGCUAAAAUACUCAAAUUGAUUUCAUUUGCAUUCAUUCUGAUUAUCUUAUUCACAACUUUAGGGAUAACUGCAUCUGAUUUCCUAUGUCCAAACCUUGAAACAAUAUCGAAAUUUUUCAAAAUGAGUGAAAGUUUAGCAGGUGUUACAUUAUUAGCCUUGGGUAAUGGAAGUCCUGAUGUUUUUUCAACUUUGGAAGCUAUGAAAAUAAAUUCUGCGAAUUUAGCAAUUGGUGAACUUUGUGGUGCUGCUUUAUUCAUCACAGGUGUUGUCGUGGGGAGUAUGUCUAUUGUUCGUCCUUUCAAAGUUGCUAAAAAACCAUUCAUUAGAGAUUUAUUGUUUUUAAUAUUUGCAUUGAUCAUCACAACUGUGUUUUUAAGUGAUGAGAAAAUAACAGUCUGGGAAGCAUUGGUAAUGAUGUUACUUUAUGUUGUUUAUGUUGUGUUUGUUGUAUUUUGGGAUUGGAUAACUACCAAGAAUAGAAGAAUUCAACUGAUGGAUCAAAAAAUUAGAAAUCACUAUUAUAACAAAUCAGAAGGUAUGACGCCGUAUCAAGUUGACACAAAUCAAGAAACAAAUGAUGAUGAUAUACUGGGUAACUUGGCCACGCCUGAUAUUGAGGAAUUGGGCCAAGAACUUGAAUCAGAAACUGUCAACAACUUUGAUGAUUGGAAUAAACAAUCUCAAACCAUGAUGAGAACUUCACUUUUGGGUGCUAUUGAAUUCAACACUAAAAUGCAAGAUUUUUAUGAAGGACGAGAAGGUGCAAUCAAGCUGAGUGAUGAUGUUGAAGAUCAUGGUAAUAUUUUAUUGAAUACAAUGGGUGGAAAUACAUCAAACAUUACACAACCUCCAAGACUGAGAAGUGAACCACUUUUAAGAGAUGAAAAUGAAGUGGUAUCAAAUGGUCAAAUAUACACUGCACCAGCAGAUUAUAAUUUUGAUUCAUUGUAUGAUAACCCUUCGGGUCUUGAUUUAUACAAUGCAGAGCACCUUCAUGCAGACUAUGGUGAUGUUCAUGAUAUUUUGAAAAAUAAAUUGAAAGAAGUUUUUGAAAAAACAAAACUUUUCAAUGGAGAAUCAAGUUUUUUAUUCACUCUAUUCCCAACUUUGAAAAAUUUCAAAUCUAAAUCAUUUUUUGAUAAAUUUUUCAGUAUAAUUUGUUUACCAUUGGUCGCUAUAUUGAGACUUACAGUACCAGUCGUUGAUGAGGAUUUCACAAUCAAGGAGAAGGGCUUCAAAUUACUUGUUUUGCAAUGCAUUUUUGCCCCAUUUGUUACAGCUUUCUUAAAUUUUUCAAAUGAUGGGUUCAAUAUCAAGUUAAUUUUAUUCCCUUCAAUCAUAUCAGCUACAUUUUUAUGCUUGUCAUUUGUCACCAAAGCUGCUGUUGAAAAAGGAAGUGAACUUUCAUCCAAAGUUUUCAAAAUAUGUUGCGCAUUACUUGGGUUUGGUAUAUCGGUUUCUUGGAUUUCUACAAUAGCUGCAGAAUUGAUUUCAAUCAUCAAAUUUUUUGCACUACUCUUGAAUCUUUCAGACGCUAUAUUAGGUAUAACUAUCUUUGCCAUUGGUAAUUCAUUAGGUGAUUUCAUUUCAAAUUUUACCAUUGCAAGAAUGGGAUUCCCAAUGAUGGCACUCUCAGCAUGCUUUGGUGGACCAUUAUUGAACAUUUUGCUAGGUAUCGGUGGUAGCGGACUACUCAUUAUUCCGAUUAAUGGUCCAAUUGAGUUAAAACUUUCCAAAACAUUAAUUGUCAGUGGUAUUGGGUUAUUUAUCAAUUUGUUAUUCUUGUUGAUAGCUGUUCCACUCAACAGAUUUGAGAUGAACAAAGUCACUGGAUGGUUUAUGGUUGGACUAUGGUGUAUUACAACAUCUAUUUGUGUAAUUAUUGAGAUCUUCAGUUGA